Babesia sp. Xinjiang is the source of this 3195-nucleotide messenger RNA. RefSeq lists its product as uncharacterized. Lineage: Eukaryota; Apicomplexa; Aconoidasida; Piroplasmida; Babesiidae. The transcript has a single exon. The record is from RefSeq and is a predicted model, not a curated record. The coding region runs from base 1 to 3195 and encodes 1064 amino acids.
AUGCGGAGCUUCAUUUUGAUUCCGCUGUUCGCCGCUUUGGCGGCGGCCGAUGCCAUGCAAGAGGAAAGCGACUCUUUGUACCAAGAGGGUGACAACAGUUAUAUGCCUAUGUUUACUGAAGAUCAACUGAAGUACCCUAUCACCGCCCCUCUUGAUAUAGCCUGCAGUUACUACGAGGCAAACUACAACCCUAAGAUAUUCACCAGCAAGUCUGGCAAUGUCAAAAGAGUUGUGUUCCACGCUCCAGAUGACACUCUUUUCAAAGAGAUCAAUCAUGAUAACGUGAGGAUCUUCGAUCCUGAAUCCUUCCUCGGAUACAAGGUCGUUGUUGAUUACAUUAACGAUACCGCUCGUUAUGUGCAAAUCUAUGGUUUGGUGAGCCGUGGUAUUUACGGUGUAAGGUAUCUGGUUAACACCAACAAGGGAUUCCAGAAGGUGUCUCGUCCUCUGUUCAUCAGGCACAGGACACAACACAGUACCGCUUACACCCUUGACCUGCAGGCACCUAAGGAACAGAUGUUGGAGCACAACACCGUUCGUAGCAAUGAAAGCUCCCCUCACAACAUGACCACUUACUACCCUCGGUUCAACCACUACGUUGAGACUAUUGUGGCCGGUUCGUCUAAGCUUUGGGAGCACGACCCUGUUGCUGCUGACAUUUGUUUGAAGGUUAUGACUUACACUUUUGACGGUCAGAACUACUGUGUCGUCCGUACCAUGGACUGGAACGGUUUGAUGGAAGAGUUUUUGUUCGUUGAGGGUAAAAAACGUUACACCCUCCUUGCUCACAUUCCCAAGGAUUCAUUCUACACCCAGGCCGCUGAUGCUGCUGCAGGCACUGCAAAGUCUGAGCCUAAGCUCAUCAACUACACCCAAAUUCUACCCCGUAGGAAUGGUGCAAUGGAAUUGUUCAACACCGCAAAACUGAUUAAGGUGAACUUCCGCGGGGAACCUACCGCAAACGACCAUUGGACACUCACCAAGGACCAAACUCCUUCUGGUAACCACGAGGAAGUUUUCACUCCCGAGGAAGGUACCCUUAUUUACAGGUUAACAGACGGCAAGCACCUUGUCUGGCAUCGUCCCGGUUUGGCCAUCAAGCGCGGUUCUCUCAUCAGUACCGUGGAUGGCUCUGAAUUUCUCCAGCUUACUGUAAUCAACGAUGAGGGUGCUACUCUCGAGUACUACUUCCAGAAGCACGCCAACUACUGGUGGCCUAUUUCUAAGAGUCAAGUGUUGCGUAAAACCAACCCUAAGGCUCUUGAGGACACCACCGAGGACAAUAUUAGGAUCACUGUCAAGAACCUAAACCACGAACAGCUCGAAGCAUUGAAGCAGCGUACGCGCGUUCGCUUCGACACUGAGAAGAUUGAAGACCCCGCAUGGACAACUGACCGUUUGAACUACGGUAACAUGCUCACAAGGAAGUACUGCACUGCCCGCAAGCCUGAAUACGUCUUUGACGGUUUCGUUUCUGGUGACGAGACCAUUGUGGAUUUGAAGGGCAAAUAUCUUUCUACCGAAACCCUCCACUACAGGGUUAAGGGUCUUGAUCUUUUAGCCUUUAACGCGUUUAACCUUGAGAACGGCAAGGGUAAAUUGUACUUCUUCUUGAAGCGUGAAAAGCACUGGAUACCUAUUGGCGAGCGUGUCUUCAACAGAUUCUACGAUGACAUCAUGGCCUACAUCUAUAGCAAGAGGAUUAAGGGAGGUGACGAAGAUGAGGGUUACUCUACCGACACCGACGCCACCAGGCAGCCCGAUGUCGACGUUGAGCUUCCUUUCCAACACGAAUUUGACGAGCACACUGGUGGUCACAAGGUCGACCAACUUCCCACUGAAGAGGAGAAGGAAGAGGGUGAAGGUGAAGAAGAGGAAGAGAAGAAGGAGCCCACCUACAUUCGCCUCCAACUCAAGGGUUACCAGGAUGACAAUUGCACCAUCCACACUGUCAGCGGUGACGACAAAUCUGUCAGGAUCAUCUACACACCUAACGAAGGUUACCUUUUCGACGAAGUCCACGAAAGUCAAUCCACUGUUUUCGCAGUGCCUGGUUUCACUGUCACUGAAGUGAUUCUAGACCAGAUGCCUGAUGGUCAGCACUUCUUGCAGGUUAUUGCCCACGACAAGGAGGGCCUCCAGCGCAUUUUCUACUACUACAAGAUCAAGAAAUACUACGACUUCAAGGAAAUUAGCCGUGCCAACUACACAAAUAUCCGUUACCGAUGCAUGGCACGCUUCCACGUUGACAUUACUAGCAAGAACCGACGUGGCAAGUGUUUGAUCAGGUUGGAUUCCAAGCACUACAAAAAUGUCCGUGCUUUCAUUCCCCGUUACAACUGUGUCAUUGAUGUGGUUAAACACAAGGAAUCUCCCAUUUGGACUUUCGACGAGUUGAACCCUGAGGUUGUCACCCGUAUUGUCACCUUCAACCGUGACAACAUUCGUGGUGUCUUGUUGCAAGUGAUUGACGCCAAGGCUGAGCAUGUUGAGAGACUUUACCUCAACACUAACCCCAAGACGAACGAUUACGCUUUGUUUGUGCACAAGGGUGAAAUGUUUGCCUUGUUCAAGGAAUAUUUGUUGAACAGAAGGUCUGGUAUUCCCGGUUUCAGGAAAUACAAGGAUAACGACAUCGACUGGACCAACGUCAUCGAUGACAACUCUCCUGAAUACAGCCUUAUCCGUCCAGGCUAUCGUAAGGAGGCCGUUGAAGAGAAGCCUGAGGAGCAUGACGCUGAGGAAGGAGCUGAGGAAGAAGGUGAGGAAGAAGGUGAGGAAGGCGACGCUGCCUCGGUUGUAUCUGGUGAUGUAGCAGGUAGCCAUCUUGAGGGUGAGGAGGAGAAAGAAACACCCAUCGUUGACCCUGAAGCCGAGGAAGCUGAGAAAGCUAGGAAGGAGACCCUUGAAGCCAGGUUGAGGCACAAGAACGCCAUCAAGGAGAGCUCCUACUAUGUCAGCCUUCCAUUGGUUGUGCACAACGUCAUCCACAAGGAGGGUAUUGUGUGGGAUGCCGCUGGCAGCGGUGAAGUGUGCCUUGACUUCAGGAAGUACUCUAAGAACCAAUACCGUCUUGUUGAGUGUGAGAUCAUGAGCCCCGAUGGUCGUGUAGAGAUCAGGUACUUCAUGAACACCCACAACGGUAGGGGUCACUACAAGGAGGUCGAAUUGUGCAAGAUCGGUUCUGAUAUUUGA